AUGGCUCAAUAUGACCAACUGGAAGAUAAACAUUCGCUGGAUAUCCACGACAACCCCACAACCCCUGACAAUAUUGUAAAAGAGGAAGACAAUACUGUAUACUUCGUUUAUGAGGAGGAGGUGGAAGUAGAGGAGAAGGAGCCCGAGCCUGAGCCCGUUGUUAUAUUGGUGAAUGACAAACCACACAAGUUCAAAGACCACUACUGCAAGACACCCAAGUUCUGUGACGUCUGUGCUCGUAUGAUAGUCCUCAACAACAAGUUUGCUCUGACGUGCAAAAACUGCAAGACCAACAUCCACCACUCGUGCCAGUCCUAUGUUGAGUAUCAGAAGUGCUUUGGCAAAAUUCCCCCAGGUUUCAGACGAGCAUACAGUUCCCCUCUAUACAGUAGUGACCAGACAGAUGCAGCCCACUCCAACCGUAACGACCCUGUGUUUGACACCCUGCGGGUUGGGGUUGUCAUGGCAAACAAGGAGCGCAAGAAGGGGUCUGAAGACAAGAAGAAUAUGAUGAUGAUGAUGAUGGAGGAAGAGGAAUCACAACAACCCAAAGAAGACGAGCAGGCAGAAGGAAAACCCGAGGGGGAUAAGAAGGGAGACAAGGCUGACAAAGCAGAUGACAAGAAAAAGAAGGAGAUGGGAAACAUGGGAAAUCAGUCCCAUUACUACCUGGCUCUGUACCGCUUCAAGGCCAUUGAGAAAGACGACCUUGAUUUCCAUCCUGGUGAUCGAAUCACUAUAAUUGAUGACGCCAAUGAAGAAUGGUGGAGGGGGAAGAUUGGUGAGAAGACAGGUUACCUCCCCACCAAUUACAUCAUUAGAAUAAAAACGGGGGAGAGGGUGUUCAAGGUGACACGGUCUGUCGUGGGAAACAGAGAGAUGGGACAGAUCACUCUGAAAAAAGACCAGAUCGUGGUGAAGAAGGGAGAGGAGGUGAAUGGCUACCUGAAGGUCAGCACCGGCCGCAAGCUGGGCUUCUUCCCCGCCGACCUGCUCCAGGAGAUCUGAACCUUACCCGGAUCACAACCACAACCAUAGGACUUGGGUCACACCGUCACCAGGACCAUAAUCACACAAUUCAUCAAACCCAGUUUCAGUGAACACACGUGACCAGGCACAGCAUUUUUAUACUACCAAUCUAGCACCACUAUCGUUUUCCACCUGUAGGGGCCUAGGUCUGAUCUGGUGAGUCUGUAAGCUGUUUGAAGGCUGCAAAGGUUCAGAGAGGGCAAGGUUAUUGAGUGUAACCUAAUACUGCAGCCUCCCCAGCCUGUUGAACUGGGUCAGCCGGCCAUGCAAUCCGAGCUGGAUGGAGAAAUGUGUUAGGUAAGACCGUAAAUGUGUGUGUUGGGAAUUUAAAACGUUAACAUGUUUGUGUCAUUUUAAUGUGAUUAAAACUGGACAACCUUAAACUAGAUAUUCAGCAAGGUUCAAAAGGCAAUGGCUGUAACUGCUGUAAGUAGCUAGGAUUUCUACAUCAUUUUUGUUAUUCAUUCAAACACAUUUAUAUUUUGGAGCCUAUUGCUUACUGUCACUGUAGUAGUUCCUUGUUUUUAUACGCAGCUGAAAUACUAGUGCUUUAUUUUCCCCUUGAUGUCAAUGUUAAAGGGAGCUUGUUAAAGUGCAUGUUGUAUUUUUUUUGUUGCAUGGGCCCGUCUUUUAAAAUCAUUGCCAAAACAAUGUGCUGUGUAUUUGAGGAAUUUAUAUAGAGCAAUAGCCUAUGCUGACACACAGACCCACAUGCUUUUGCCAGACUAACGUAGGCCUAUCAUUGAUGCAAGAUUGUAACAUUACAGUACAGCCAUUUGUAAUUCAUGUUCUAUUGAAAUACCAACAGUGCAGUACCAAGUGCAGGCUUAUCCCAUGUAUUGUCUGUCAUGAUAUGCAUCCUUUCAAAACCUGUAUAACUCUGUGAUACCGUCAUAGUAAACUUCAAUGACUGACC
Messenger RNA from Salvelinus namaycush (lake trout), 1945 nucleotides. Its product is annotated as SH3 and cysteine-rich domain-containing protein 3-like. Bases 1 to 1008 code for a protein of 335 amino acids. Gene Ontology annotation, molecular function: protein binding. The record is from RefSeq and is a predicted model, not a curated record. Gene Ontology annotation, biological process: skeletal muscle contraction; positive regulation of protein localization to plasma membrane; positive regulation of voltage-gated calcium channel activity. Gene Ontology annotation, cellular component: extrinsic component of cytoplasmic side of plasma membrane. The transcript is spliced from 12 exons. Lineage: Eukaryota; Metazoa; Chordata; Actinopteri; Salmoniformes; Salmonidae.